AUGUCAUUUAGCUUAUAUCAGCUGUGCAUCACAUACUGGUUAGCAUGUACUGUGGUCAUUUGCAUUCUUGGAAUAUUUGCUCUACGAAAGGUCAGAAAGUCAGAAACAAUUAUGGGUCUUGUUUAUUUCGGCAAAUUUAGAAAUGAUCACAAUUUUAAGACUUGGUUAAGAAUUAUCGAAAUGCCAAAAAGGUUAUUUUGGAUUUUUUAUUUAAUUGCUUCCAUUGCUGUUCUGUUUGCUCUUAUUGAUAUUGUUAUUAAUAGCAAGUUACAAUACAAUGAUAAUCUUAUUUUUAACUUAAUGGGUCUUUUACUUUAUCUAACUCACGUUAUACGUCGCUUAUACGAGUGCUUAUACGUAUCGAUCUUUUCUGAUUCCAGCAUGAAUAUUUUACAUUUCCUUUUAGGAAUCACUUUUUAUCCAUUUUGUGUUUGCUCACAGCUUGCAUCGUUUACAUUGCUAAAUAAUAAAACAGAAAUAAAUAUUUUAACAAUAUUAUUUUAUACAGCAUUACCUAUUGCUAUAUUUAUUGUUCAAAUUAAACAACAUCAUUGCUUUGUUCUACUUGCUCAACUUCGCUUGAAUAGCGGUGUAAAUGCAAAUACAUAUGCAAUACCGAAUGGUGGCCUUUUUGAACAUUGCUUGUCACCUCAUUAUCUCCUUGAAAUUAUACUUUAUUUCUUAUUUGCAUUAAUUUAUCAUUUGUCAACACCAAUGCUACUAUGUUUUCUGUUUGUUACUAUAAAUCAAACUAUUGCUGCUUUAUUAAAUCAAAAUUGGUAUAAAAGGCAUUUUCAUAAAUUUUUUAAUAAUCAAAAAGCUCUUAUACCAUAUAUUCUAUGA
This is a messenger RNA of Brugia malayi, 843 nucleotides long. RefSeq lists its product as uncharacterized. The transcript is spliced from 6 exons. Gene Ontology annotation, cellular component: endoplasmic reticulum. Bases 1 to 843 code for a protein of 280 amino acids. Gene Ontology annotation, biological process: polyprenol catabolic process; dolichol-linked oligosaccharide biosynthetic process. Gene Ontology annotation, molecular function: 3-oxo-5-alpha-steroid 4-dehydrogenase activity. The record is from RefSeq and is a predicted model, not a curated record. Lineage: Eukaryota; Metazoa; Nematoda; Chromadorea; Rhabditida; Onchocercidae.